Microplitis mediator is the source of this 3072-nucleotide messenger RNA. RefSeq lists its product as uncharacterized. The transcript is spliced from 2 exons. Lineage: Eukaryota; Metazoa; Arthropoda; Insecta; Hymenoptera; Braconidae. The coding region runs from base 361 to 3072 and encodes 903 amino acids. The record is from RefSeq and is a predicted model, not a curated record.
GGUUUGGUUCAAGAAACUAGCACUGUUGGACUCGCAGUGCAGCCAAGUGCUUGCUCUGCUGCAAUACUUGAGAAUCCGAACGGAGGAAUCAUUUAUGAUCCUUAUGAUUUCAGAGCUAUUGUUAUCGGUGCGCAUGAGCUAGGCCAUAUAUUGGGCGCCGGUCAUGAUGAUGAUUCCUGUGGUGAGGGUUACAUAAUGGCAUCUCACGAAUCAAAUUCACAAAAGACUUGGUCACAGUGUUCGAUAGAUGGUUUCCGUAAAACUCUACGGUAAGUAGAUAUUAAUCAGCUGGAUAUAGAGGAGUUAUUAUUUAUUGUUUAUUUAUUAAAAUUUUUUUUAAGAACAUGGGAUUUUUCGUGCAUGUACAAUAAGCCUGAUCUGGGGAACUAUAAUUCUAAAAAUAAUUAUUCACCAUUUAACGAUCAACGUGUUCUUCAUAGUGAUAACAUUAAUAUAAGACCAGUCGUGUAUCACGAAGAGGUAGAUGAUGACGAUUACAAAAUAGUAGUUAGUAUUGAUGAAUUGUUACCGGACAGAGAAAUUGAAAUCUUUUAUGAAAAUAAUACAUUAAUAGCAACCCAAAAAAAUACAGACAAAGAAACGAUUAAUUCAAGUAAUGAAAGAAAAAAUUUGAAAAUAUGUGUGCUCGAUAACAUGAAGGUGACAUUCGGUCCGUCUGAACUAAAUCCAUCUGAAAUAUUAAAUAUAUACCAUGAAGAAAAUAAAAUCUAUAUUCAUCAGGGCAGUAAACCUGAAUGUCUUAGGGAUGGUGGAAUUCGCACACCCGAUGUACCUAAAAAUAAUGAGGAUAAUAGACCCGAUCAAGAAUUAUCAAUAAAAGAUGGUACUAUAAUGUGUGUAAUAAAAAAAGAUUUCAAACUUAACAAGUUGGUAGGGAUAUAUUAUCGUGAUAAUGAAAUAUUUGUAUCCCAGCGUGGUUCACCGAUAAAUUAUAACUUGUAUGAUGAGACUAUAGCAGCUGACUUGCGAUAUGUCGGGUCUGAUAAAACUAAAAUUUUUCUUGAUCCGAAGAAAAUAGAUCCUAUGAAAAAAAUUUGUAUAAUGCAUCGUGAUAAUUCUAUUUAUAUUUUUCAAGGUAGAAAACCUGAUUUAAGCUUACGUGAAAAUAAACCUGAUGAAAUUAAAUAUUUACCCGAAGAUUCAAAUCCCGAUGUCAGGGAAAGAAAUCCUAGAACUAAUAAUAGUAAUAUAGUGUCUGCAUCUGAUAUUAAUAAUAAUAAUAAUAAUAAUAAAACACCUGUGCCUGAAAUUACUAGAAAAUUGCCUAAACCUGAUAAUGAGAAAUCUAAAUCUGUUCUGGACAUUACUUUUGCUUCUGGAGAAACGUUUAACAUAUGCCCAUCUGAAUUCGAUAAAGAAAAGGCAUUUUUGAUACUAUUUGAAAAUAAUCUGAUGAAAGUUACACAAAUAGGUGCACCUAGAAUACGUCUUUCAAUUGGAAAAAAAAAUGAAUUAAGUAUAAUAAAAUCUGAUGAAUAUAAAUUGGUAGUAAUUCCAGCUGCAUUCCAUUCACAAGCUGAACUAAAAAUACGACAUGAAAAUGGUAAAAUAUAUUUUUGGAUUGGAACUGAUGAGUUACCAAACGUUAAUAUAGAUAGUCCUUACCGCGUUGAGGUUGUGGAACGAGAUAGUAUAUUUUCGGAACGUCCACGGAAUAUAGACCCGAUGCCUGAAAUUUUUGAAAGCGGAAAAGUACAUGUUUUACUUCCUCUAGAAUUCAGAUUUGUUCAAUUAGUAUCGAUAGCACUUGAUGAUAAUCAUAAACUUAAUGUAACACAAAAAGGUGCACCUUUUGAAGACCCAUCGUAUAUACCAUCAAGGGAAUACAAAAAUUUUAAAAUAAUGACAUCGGAUAGAAAUAAAUUGUUACUACAUCCAAGGAAAGUUGAUUCUUAUAGAUAUCUUCAUAUAAAACAUGAUAAUGAUAAUGGAUUAAUAUACGUUUCGAGCGGUACUCCCGAAUAUCCAUUCGUUAAUACUAAUGUAUCUGAUAUUAUUGAAAUUAUUAAACCGGAUCCAAAAGUAAAUGCUGCACCUGGUUCUAUUGACAAGAUACCUCAAUCCGGAGAUAGACCGUCAGCGCCAAAAUCUAUGGGACCUGAACCUGGUCACAGACAACCUGUUUACAAUAAUGGGUCAGUAGUGCCUGGAUCCACGGGACCUGUAUUUGGUUACAGGCCACCGGUCCAUAAAAACGGGUCACCAAUACCUGAAUCUAAGCAGCCAGUGCCUGAACAUAUGGAAUCUGAACCUGGUUACAAACAACCUGUCCAUAAUAAUGAGCCACCAAUACCUGAAUCUAAACAGCCAGUGCCUAACUUCAAGGGAUCUGAACCUGGUUACAAACAACCUGUCCAUAAUAAUGAGUCACCAAUACCUGAAUCGAUGCAGCCUGUGCCUGAACAUAAGGAAUUUGAACCUGGUUACAAACAACCUGCCCAUAAUAAUAGGUCACCAAUACCUGAAUCUAAGCAGCCAGUGCCUGAAUCCAAGGCAUCUGAACCUGGUUACAAACAACCUGUCCAUAAUAAUGAGCCACCAAAACCUGAAUCUAAACAGCUAGUGCCUGAAUCUAAGGGAUCUGAACCUGGUUACAAACAACCCGUCCAUAAUAAUGGGUUACCAAUACCUGAAUCGAUGCAGCCUGUGCCUGAACAUAAGGGAUCUGAACCAGAUCAUACGACGUCUUAUCCUUAUGACGUAAAACCGAAACCUGAUCACAAACCAAGUGAACCUGAUGAUCUAACAAUACCAGCUAUCAGUAAGUCCGUUGAUGAUUCAUUGCCUGUAGUACUCACUUCCAAUAUGUUUAAUCUAAAUAAAUUGGUCGUAAUUUCCCAUAAGAAACAUAAAAUAAAUGUUUAUCAAACCGAUCGAGACGAUGACUACGAUGAAGAUGACAAUGAGAAUAAUUCAGGAUACACCGAUUUACAUUACUCGAUACCCAAGAGAGGGACCGUAACAUUUGAUCCUCGUAAAAUAAAUCCAAAUAAAAUGAUUAUUAUUAACUACAUAAAUAAGAAAAUUCAUGUGAAUUCUGCUGAGCUGUAG